Messenger RNA from Kalmanozyma brasiliensis GHG001, 1038 nucleotides. Its product is annotated as RlpA-like double-psi beta-barrel domain protein. Lineage: Eukaryota; Fungi; Basidiomycota; Ustilaginomycetes; Ustilaginales. The coding region runs from base 1 to 1038 and encodes 345 amino acids. The record is from RefSeq and is a predicted model, not a curated record. The transcript has a single exon.
AUGAUCUGCGCCAAGACCCUCCUCCUCGCUUUCGUGGCCCUCACCCUUCUGACUGUCGCGCAGGCCGCACAGCCCACCAUCAGCCACAACGCAGCCGUCCGUCGUCAUGCUGCCAUGAUCCAAGCGCGCCCGGCGCAUCGCUCGGUCACUCUCGCAAGCGGUAGCAAGAUGGUUCAGAAGAGGCAGACCGCCGAGCAGAUCGCUCAGGCUGCUGCGCUCAAAAAGUGGGACGACGACUUCCACGCCAAGAAUGCAGAGUGGCAGCAGGCUGCCAUUGCUGAUCUCAACGCUGGCAAGACUCCUCCCUCUUUUGACGAGUACUGGAACGGCAAGUCUGGUGGCUCUUCUUCGCCGUCUUCCUCCGACUCUGGCUCAUCGACGCCCACUUCGUCCUCGGACUCCAGCGCUCAGUCUUCAUCCACACCUGCUCAGCAAGAACAGCCCAAGCAGCAACAGACGCAGCCCAAGCAGGAGCAGACUCAACCUAAGCCCAGCUCCACCCCUGCUCCGUCCAACAACAACAACGCUGGCUCGUCGCAAGGUAGGUCGGGCUCCGACUCGGACGAGUGCGAGGAGGACACCACUCCCGCCUCCACCUCGACUCCUCAGACCUCAACGCCCGCUAGCGGUGCUGGCAAUGCCGCAGCUACCGGAAGCAAGAACAACGCCGCCCAGAACACCAACAACAGCGGCUCUUCCCAGUCGACCACAGGUCACUUCUCCGGUCAGGCGACGUACUACGCUCCCGGUCUGGGUGCCUGCGGCAAGUAUAACGGCGACUCGGACUACAUUGUGGCCAUCUCGCACUCGCUCUUCGACUCGUUCGGCACGGGUAACCCCAACAACAACCCCGCCUGUGGUCACAAGAUCGCCGCUACCUACGGAGGCAAGACCAUCACCGUGUCGGUUGCCGAUCGCUGCGAGGGAUGUGCCUGGGGUGAUCUCGACUUUACACCGAGCGGAUUCGCUGCGCUGGCGGAUAUGAGUCUGGGUCGUCUCAACGGUCUGACUUGGUCGUGGAUCGGUGCUGCCCCUUAA